CCCCCCCCCCCAUCCCAUCGAUCUAGUUCAUCAUCGCUGUCUCUUCCUUGGUUGAUAUUUAUUUCAAGAUCCCCUCUGAUAUGCACAUUGUCUGCAGAUAGAUCUGUCUGACUUGAAAAUCUACUCCUUCUGUUUCCUGCAUUGAUACUCCUGCAUAAUUCCGCCAUGGCGAACUUGCCGUCCCACGCUUCUCCAUACUUUUCACCGCAACCCCCAUCUCCAUCCAACCAGGAUGUCGGAGACAUUUCCCUCAAUUCGUCGGAUCCAACUACGUCGUUAUUGAAAGAAAAGGUAGAAGAGUUCCAGGGCUAUGAUAGCCCCGUCAGCAACCCCGACCAGACCAAUGGCGACGUCACCCCCUCCGUGCCGGCCUGCUUGCUCUCGCCUUCUUUUACCCCUCCCGCAACUCCUGGCGGCACAUUGAACCCUGCACAGAUUCUACAGCAGACCCAAGCCCAAGCAGCUAGCGCUCGAGAGACAAGUGCGAAUACCAAGGCCCCGAAGCUCCUUCCACGUCUCCCCCAUGUUGAGUGCAUCGUGCGCGCACGCAUCCCGACCACCAAUGGUGCGGAGAUGUUCCUCCACCUUUACCAUAAUGAUCUGGACAACAAAGAACACUUGGCAAUCGUAUUUGGCAACCAUAUCAGGAGUCGAAGCUUGGACCAGGUUCGACCAGGGGAGACUGAGAUGGACCGGAUGAUCCGCGGAGCGUAUGUUGGUAAGCUGCACCCGGGCCGGGUGAGCAGCUGGUACGAUGAGGAAAAGGCCGAGGCCGCUGCGAAGGAGCGCGCAGCUGAAGGUGCGGUGAACGGAGCGGCAUUUGAUCAAACCCAAUCUACGCAGAGUAGCCCCAGCCAGGCGCCGCUGGUGAGAAUCCAUUCUGAGUGCUACACAGGCGAGACUGCCUGGUCUGCACGAUGCGAUUGCGGUGAACAGUUGGACGAAGCAGCGCGACUGAUGUCUCUCCCCAUUGAAACGCUGUCUGAAGUUGCAUCGCAGCAGGGGCUGUCGGUGCCGUCUAACUCCGCUGGGGGCGUGAUUGUGUACCUACGACAAGAAGGACGUGGAAUUGGGCUAGGAGAAAAGCUCAAGGCCUACAACCUCCAAGAUCUCGGCUCCGACACGGUCGAAGCCAAUCUUUUGCUUCGACACCCUGCUGACGCAAGGAGCUAUGGGCUGGCUACGGCAAUGCUGGCAGAUCUUGGCUUGAGCAAUGACAUCAACCCGCACGGGAUCAGGCUUCUCACGAAUAACCCCGACAAGGUUCGAGCGGUUGAAGGGCCAUCCCGAGAGGUAGUGGUUAAAGAACGAGUUCCGAUGGUGCCGUUGGCAUGGAGCACGGGCGGAAAGAUGGGCAUCAAAAGCUCAGAAGUUGAGGGUUAUUUGCAAACAAAGAUCUCAAAGAUGGGUCACAUGCUUCAAUAAUCAACCAAUCGCCGGCGACAAUGUCUUUGUUAAUAUUUCAUGGUUACUAUUCGCAUGAUCCGAGUUGUUCUGUUUAGGGUUUCUUCCUUUGCUUUCCGGUCUUUAGUUUUAUGGCAGGCCGUAUUGCAGGCCGGGUGGUAUAUUUCUUUUUCCUUCUGAGGGGU
Aspergillus wentii DTO 134E9 is the source of this 1589-nucleotide messenger RNA. Its product is annotated as GTP cyclohydrolase II. Gene Ontology annotation, biological process: riboflavin biosynthetic process. Gene Ontology annotation, molecular function: GTP cyclohydrolase II activity. The transcript has 2 exons. The record is from RefSeq and is a predicted model, not a curated record. Bases 166 to 1425 code for a protein of 419 amino acids. NCBI's taxonomy places the organism in Eukaryota, Fungi, Ascomycota, Eurotiomycetes, Eurotiales, Aspergillaceae.